AGGACGACGGCCUGGUGGUGGCCUUCUGCGAGAACCGCGACGCGAGCAUGAAGGGAUUCUUCCCGGAGUUCAACCUCGCGGAGAUGAUCUUCAGCAACGCCUACGCCUUCCCCGGCCUCACGCUGGUCGCCGACGACCACCCGAAGGAGCAGAUGCUGAAGAUGUCGGAGCGGCUGCUCUCCGUCAUGCCCAAGAUGAACACCCUCGACGACGACAUCAAGGCGCAGGAGGCCGCGACGGCCAAGCAGGAGAAGUACGCCGACGACGACGAGGUGAUCGAGACGGCCCAGCCCAAGCUGAAGUUCGCGCCUGACCUCGUCAUCCAGUCGGAGCAGUUCCUCAAGCGCUGGUGCCCGAACCGGCCGAGCAACUCGAUCACGCUCAUGCGGCUGCUGCCGACGGUGAAGGAGUUCAUGGAGAUCAAGGCGCUUCCGGUGGACGAGAGGUGGCAGAUGAUGGCGCUCUCGGGGGCGGGUUCCUUCGACCCGAAGCUCGACGUGGACCCAGGCAACCCGACGUACACGCAGUGGGUGCACGACAGCAUGACCCUGAACAAGCUCGCCUGUGUCACCGCCGGUAAAGAGUUCACCUGGGGUGCCAACGUGCCCGCCUCCACCGUCGUGGUGACCACUUCGUUCGCGGAGAACACCUCCGUCGCCGGGAUGCUGCAGUACGUGGGGCGCGCGGCCCGCCGCGGUCUCACCACCCACGGGCAGGCCAUCUUCGAGCGCGAGGAGGACCUGGACCGGAUCUUCGCGAGCCCAGACGGUCUGAGCACCGAGGCGCUCACGAUGGAGCGGUAUGCCGAGUGGUGGCGCACCAACGGCAAGAAGUGGUGAUCGGCUGCGAAGACGGCCAGCGGCAGCCGCGGGGAGGCAGUUUUUGACCGGGAGGAGGACCUUGACCAGAUCUUCGCGAGAUUUGGCAGUCUUGGCAAAGGC
Messenger RNA from Prorocentrum cordatum, 941 nucleotides. Lineage: Eukaryota; Dinophyceae; Prorocentrales; Prorocentraceae. The record is from the annotation of a GenBank genome assembly.